Messenger RNA from Filobasidium floriforme, 2328 nucleotides. RefSeq lists its product as uncharacterized. Bases 44 to 2182 code for a protein of 712 amino acids. The record is from RefSeq and is a predicted model, not a curated record. Gene Ontology annotation, molecular function: alpha-1,6-mannosylglycoprotein 6-beta-N-acetylglucosaminyltransferase activity. The transcript is spliced from 10 exons. Lineage: Eukaryota; Fungi; Basidiomycota; Tremellomycetes; Filobasidiales; Filobasidiaceae. Gene Ontology annotation, biological process: protein N-linked glycosylation.
CUAGAUCUAGAUCUAGAUCUAGAUCUAGAGCGAAGACAGAGACAUGUCGAUCUCGAGGAACCCACCGGAAUAUAUCCCGCUCUCCCAAAACGAUCCGCACGAUCAUGAUCACGAUCCGAUACGAGACCAUCAUCUCGACGUACCGUUCAACCCGGGUCACGAUCAUCCCGGGUUGAACUCCAACAACUCUUCACGCCGCUCGUCCGCCUCGUUCAACUCGACAUCCAGCUUGACAGGCAGGAGAUGGCGAACACGGCAGUUAGUCGUUGUUUUGCUCGUCGGGGCGAUCGUGGUCGGGGUCUGGGUAUCUUCUUCUUCAUCAGGUCGGAUGACCAACAGGAACGGUGAUGGUGACGGGAAUUCCGACGAUACCAUGGAUAUGAAUCGAGGCGGGAGCGCUUACAAACCAGGGAGGUUGGGGAAAGAGCUCGUCAGGCGCCGAAGGAUGAUGCUAGGAGAGUCUAGUACGGAGAAUUGGGAGGAGAUCCUGGGGUCCAGCUCUAGCUCUGGCUCUGGCUCAAGGUCCUCGUCCUCGGGGUCUUCAGCCUCGAAUUCCGAAUCCCACAAUUCAAAAGAUCUCUUCUCCCUCUCAACAUACCUGGACGAAGAACCAUGCGCCGGAUACACUUCCGGGGCCGAAAAGGCCUACUCUGAGAAGUGUUGGAGGGCUAGGUGGAUUGAACAGAUUGACGGAUGGGGGAUGGAAGAUUCCGACUUCUGGCCGUCCCUAUCGUCGCUAAAUAAACAAUCCCUAGCACGUCUCCGAAGAUGCCUCCUCGACCCGGAAACCACGCUCGCCACCGACUAUCCCCGGUAUACGGACGAGGAACCGCAUAUACCCCUGAACUUGACCGACGUGCAGGACGAGGUCGGAGUGGAUACCAGGCCGUGUAGUCUGACGAGCACCAAGGUGAUCUUGGGGAACUGGUGGUACUUUACGAUGGCCUAUGGCGACUGGUCGCAGAGCCCGGGAGAAUCCGUCUGGCUACGGAACCAGAUGCGAGCGCUGUACGAGCUCGGGUAUACGAUACUCGCCACAAACACGUACAAGGGCAUGAUCGAAGCGCACAAAGCCAUGCCCGAUGUCAUCUCCCAGAUCUGGACCGAAGACAAGCACACGUUGACGUGCCAGGACGACCCGUACUGUGCCGACUAUACCACGUUCAAGCCGACGAACGAAAAGUACCCCGGGACGGGAGUGGACGAAAAGACCCACCUGCCGGACUUUUGGGACGACAUCAGGUCGGACCCGGGGGAUACGCCGCAGAGGUGGGCUUGGUUGAACCACGAGCUGAGCGCUAUUCCGGAGGAGGAGAGGGGGACGAUCCCGACGUGGAAGCUGUUUACCACGACAUACUGGGGAGCUCGACCAGAAGACCCGGCUUGGGAUUUCACGUCCGAAGACUUUCCGUGGAACGCCCUCGGCCAACAAUGGACCUUGACCCCGUUCGCCUACCCGCUCCACCUAUACAUCCCUUACUCGAUCGAACAGACCUGCGCCUCGGCCCCCCAAAUCACCCCGCUAGAAAAAUCCCCCAAACUCUUCGUCCUCGCCAAACAGUCCGACUAUUUCCAAGACCCCUGGUCCAGCGUCCCUUCCACCUUUUGGUCCAAAGCGCAAAACUUGACAGGGUUGGAAGUGGAGAGCGUGGCUACGGGAGAGGUACCUCUGCCGGACGGGGUGAAGAGUACGGGACACGUGACGAGGGAAGAGUUUGAGGUGAUGGUCUCCAAGAGCAAGUUGAUGUUGGGUAUAGGAAGGCCGUUGAUCAGUCCGUCGGUGUAUAGCGCUCUAUGUCAAGGAACCCCAGUAGUGAUCCCUUACUUCAAGGACGAACCCGUCCCCAAGGGUUGGGACCUCUUCAACGGCGCGUACGCUCAGCACGGACCCGCUGCGGCUAUUGGGGAGCCGUAUGUGUAUAGUUACAAGAGUGGGGACGAGGCGGAUCUGGUGGAUAAGAUUAGGAAGGCUGCGGAGAGGCCUAUUGAGAGGUACAUCCCACCUGACAUGACCUACCAAGCCGAACUACGGAACAUGGACGACCUGCUCCGGUUCGAUUGGAAGGGGUACGGAGAGCUCGUCCAAGAGGUCGGAGGGGAACAUGCGACGAGGCUGAGGAGGCACGUCGUAGCCCGGUGUUUCAAGAUCGGGCGGUGUCAGCCGUUACACGGGGGGUUGUAGAUGCGGUCAUAGAUGUUGGUUGUACUUGUACUUUCUCCCCUGUAUGCGGUGCAUGUAGAGAGUUAAAGGAGCGGGAUGGGGAGUCAUCUGAGAUGGAUAGACGGGAAGAUUGAUCAUAAGUAGAGAAUACAUGCUAUAUGCCGAAC